Molecule: messenger RNA, 744 nt
Organism: Caenorhabditis bovis
Lineage: Eukaryota; Metazoa; Nematoda; Chromadorea; Rhabditida; Rhabditidae
Source: the annotation of a GenBank genome assembly
AUGGCUCGGGUUGUUGAAGUCGAUGAAUUGGCAAAAAUGUUCCGCGAACACGAUCAUAUGGUAAUUUCGGGAAUUGUUAAUGGAAGUCACAGCGCAAUGGGAACUAUUGAAUUGGACGGAAAGAAGAUUGAGAUCAAGAAAGCCGAAAGAGGCCUUCCAACAUCGUUCACACCGGUGCCGUCAGAAGACCGUCCAUUAUUGGAAAAAAUGCAAAAAUCGCGAAAUUUCAAAAAAAAAUCAUAUCGAUUAAGUCCGAAGGCUUCAUUGAAGGACAUCGAGGCGCCGAUAACACCACACGCGACGUCGCCGGACACUUCGACAUGCGUUGAAACUUCUCUACUGCGCACCGCGGUGCCGGUUCACAUCUAUUUUCAGCAACGCCGAGUUGGAAGCACCGAAGUGCCUUGCGAUGGUCCGCUUCGACAGGCGAUACAAUUCGGGCUUGACAGAAUAUCAAAGAAAAUAAAGAACAGAUUCUCAUUCUACGUGUACUGCUCAAUAUAUGAUGUCAAAUGGGAUCGGCCCAAAAUCGAAUUUAUGCAAACGCCGGACCCGGAAAACAUUUUCCGCCUUCUAUUGAGUCCAUCAAUGGCUGACUAUCGAAUCCAGGAUAUUGCGAUGCGGAUGAGCACGUCGAUUCCAAAAUUCAAUAUCUACAUUUUUGUCAAGUCACUGGACGAUAAUGGUACUUCCACUGAAGAUCUCGUUUGCCACGAUUUAUGGAAAUUUCAUCACGUUUAUUAG